Molecule: messenger RNA, 2269 nt
Organism: Cricetulus griseus (Chinese hamster)
Lineage: Eukaryota; Metazoa; Chordata; Mammalia; Rodentia; Cricetidae
Source: RefSeq, a predicted model, not a curated record
ACCAGAAGAGUCCACUUCUCAGCGACUCCUGGGAAGUGGAUGUGGCAGAAGGGAGCCGGGCAGCAUGAUUCUCCUAGCAGUGCUUUUCCUCUGCUUCUUUUCCUCAUACUCUGCCUCUGUUAAAGGUCACACAACUGGUCUCUCAUUAAACAAUGAACGGCUAUACAAGCUCAAAUACUCCACUGAAGUGUUUCUUGAUGGGGGCAAAGGAAAACUGCAAGACAGCGUGGGCUACCAGAUCUCAUCUGAUGUGGACGUUGUGUUAUUGUGGAGGAAUCCUGAUGGUGAUGAUGACCAACUGAUCCAAGUCACGAUAACGGCCGUCAAUGUUGAAAAUGUGAACCAACAGAGAGGAGAGAAGAGCAUCUUCAAAGGCAAAACUACACCUAAGAUCAUAGGAAAGGACAACCUGGAAGCUCUGCAGAGACCCAUGCUGCUUCAUCUAGUCCGGGGGAAGGUCAAAGAGUUCUACUCAUAUGAAAAUGAGCCUGUGGGCAUAGAAAAUCUCAAGAGAGGCUUGGCUAGCUUAUUCCAGAUGCAGCUAACCUCUGGAACCACCAACGAGGUAGAUAUCUCUGGGGAUUGUAAAGUGACCUACCAGGCUCAGCAAGACAAAGUGGUCAAGACUAAGGCCCUGGAUACAUGCAAAAUUGAGCGGUCUGGAUUUACAACAGUAAAUCAGGUAUUGGGUGUCAGUUCAAAAGCCACAUCGGUCACCACCUAUAAGAUAGAGGACAGCUUUGUCACAGCUGUGCAUGCAGAAGAGACAAGGGAUUUUGCCUUGAACUUCCUAAAAACCAUUGCAGGAAAAAUAGUAUCCAAGCAGAAAUUGGAGCUGAAGACGACUGAGGCAGGUCCAAGGAUGGUACCUGGGAAGCAAGUUGCAGGUGUAAUUAAAGCACUUGAUUCGAAGUACACAGCCAUUCCCAUAGUGGGGCAGGUCCUCCAGCGUGCCUGCCAAGGGUGCCCCUCUCUGGUGGAUGCCGUCACCUCUGCUCAGACUCCAGACUCAUUGGAAGCCAUCCUGGACUUUCUGGAUUUCAAAAGCGACAGCAGCAUUGUUCUCCAGGAGAGAUUCCUCUAUGCUGUUGGGUUUGCCUCCCACCCCGAUGAAGAACUCCUUCGAGCCCUCCUUAGUAAGUUCAAAGGUUCGUUUGCGAGCAACGACAUCAGGGAAACGGUUAUGAUCAUCAUUGGAGCCCUUGUCAGGAAGCUGUGUCAGAAUGAAGGCUGCAAGCUCAAAGCCGUGGUUGAAGCCAAGAAGCUAAUCCUGGGUGGACUUGAAAAGCCAGAGAAAAAGGAGGACACCAUGAUGUACCUGCUGGCUCUGAAGAAUGCCUUGCUUCCCGAAGGCAUCCCAUUCCUUUUGAAGUAUGCUGAGGCUGGAGAAGGGCCCGUCAGCCACCUGGCUACCACUGUACUCCAGAGAUACGAUGUCUCCUUCAUCACAGACGAGGUGAAGAAGACCUUGAACAGGAUAUACCACCACAGAAACAGGCGGCCCACCCCCGCCGCCGCUGUCAUCUUAAAGAACAACCCGUCCUACAUGGACGUGAAGAACAUUCUGCUCUCCAUUGGGGAACUUCCCAAAGAAAUGAAUAAAUACAUGCUGACCUUUGUGCGAGACAUCCUGAAUUUCCAAAUGCCCUCGAGCAAAAUGAUCCGCCGGGUCCUCAAGGAGAUGGUUGCCCACAAUUACGACCGUUUCUCUAAGAGCGGGUCCUCUUCUGCCUAUACUGGCUACAUUGAACGUAGUCCCCAUGCAGCAUCCACAUACAGCCUUGACAUGCUUUACUCUGGCUCUGGCAUCCUGAGGAGGAGUAACCUGAACAUCUUCCAGUACCUCGGGAAGGCAGACCUUCACGGUAGUCAGGAUAUUCAGCUGCAAUCUGGACUAAAGGCUAAUAUGGAGAUCCAGGGUGGUCUGGCUAUCGAUAUUUCGGGUUCAAUGGAAUUCAGUCUGUGGUAUCGUGAGUCCAAAACCCGGGUGAAAAAUCGAGUGGCUGUGGUAAUAAGCAGCGAUGUCACAGUGGACUCUUCUUUUGUGAAAGCUGGCCUGGAAAGCAGGGCAGAGACAGAGGCGGGCCUGGAAUUCAUCUCAACAGUGCAGUUCUCCCAGUAUCCAUUCCUAGUCUGCAUGCAGAUGGACAGGGCUGAAGCUCCAUUCAGCCAUUUCUACGUCACCAAGAGCUUGCAUCAAAUCCUCAACAUCCAGUCUGAGAAUGAAAAGAAUACAGAAGAAGCCAAGUCAGAAACAAGUUACCUUUAA